Messenger RNA from Hydractinia symbiolongicarpus, 1913 nucleotides. Its product is annotated as mRNA-decapping enzyme 1A-like. Lineage: Eukaryota; Metazoa; Cnidaria; Hydrozoa; Anthoathecata; Hydractiniidae. The transcript has 11 exons. The record is from RefSeq and is a predicted model, not a curated record. Gene Ontology annotation, biological process: deadenylation-independent decapping of nuclear-transcribed mRNA; positive regulation of catalytic activity; deadenylation-dependent decapping of nuclear-transcribed mRNA. Gene Ontology annotation, cellular component: P-body. The coding region runs from base 30 to 1553 and encodes 507 amino acids. Gene Ontology annotation, molecular function: enzyme activator activity; mRNA binding.
ACGAACUCUGCAUUUAAAAGUAUUUCAAUAUGGCCGAAAACAUGGCUGGAAAGACGAAAGCUGAAAUGCAAAUUAAUUUAUCCGUUCUACGUAAACAUGAUCCAGAAAUUGAGCAGAUUAUCGACACUGCAUCCUCAGUUGCUCACUAUAAAUUUAACUCCACCACAAACCAAUGGGAGAAAACAGAAGUGGAAGGCUCACUGUUUUUAUAUUCUCGUAAAGUUUCGCCAAUUGUUGUGAUUUUCAUCAUGAAUCGAUUAAACAAACACAACACAAAACUUGUCCUGUCUUUUGACAUGGAGUUUAAAAUACAAGAACCGUUUUUGCUGUGUAAAGCAUCAAAUAGUGAAAUUAUUGGAAUUUGGUUUUAUGACGCAGCAGAAUGCCAAAGAUUUGGAUUUUUGCUCAGCAGGUUAGGCGUACUUGCAAAAGAUGAUCGCUCGUUAAAAAUAGCUGUAAUGACGGAACUUCAGAAGAAAAACCAGGCACCUAGUACCCAACAAAAUGGUAUUCUUGGUUUGUUUACGAAAGCUCAAGAAGAAUUUGACAGCACAAAAAUCAAGCCGAAAAACGUGCAAAAACCGAAACAACAGAAACAUGGCAAACAACAACAAAAUAAGACAAACUUACAAAAAAGAAAUUCUGAGCCAAUUCACGAACAGCUCCGUAUAGCUGCAAAGCAACCUACGAAAUUAUCUCCUAAAAGUGCGAGAAAAGAAGAAAUCCGCAAAAAGCAAGAAAGCUUCAGGGAUCAACAUUUGAAGGAACAAGAGGCCCUGUUGAAUAUUCUUCAUGGCGGUGAAGUUAGAAAGCCUUUUCGAGCUCGCACGGUUUCAUCCAGCGAUGGACUCGAUUUAGACUUGAAGGCCCACAAUUCGGGCUUUUCAUCUAAAGCGGGUGACCUAGCCGUAUUGGAUCAGCUUGGUAUUGUACACGAGCAAAAUCGGAAUCAUGAUGUGAAAGCUAAAGCGAUUGGUUGUGCCGAGCUCGAGUCUUCUUUCCGUAAUAAAAGUGAGACGGAGUUAUCUGGCCGAUCGAGUGCGGAUAUACUUCGCACCGUGCACAGUUCGCCCAACAUUAGCCGAAUUGCGAGUUCUUCGCAGCUUGAAAAAGCUUCCGCUUCCACCACUUCCUGUUUGUCUUUGGUACUCAACAAUUCUCCAUCUUCCAACACGACUGUAAAUCUGUUAUCACCCAGUGUUAUGACUUCUAAAGCAGGCAGAGGGCGUGGCACAGCUAUGGGUGCUUCUUUAAAUAGUCAACAAAAGAUUUCUAUUGCUGCAAACUUUAGCCAGCCUAAAACAGCUAAAAAGCUUUUUCCAGAUGAAAGUAAAAUGGAGAGUAAAUUUCCAGAUGCGCCAUCAGGGGCGGCUUUGAAAUCAUUGAUGUCACCAGCCGCGUUCCAACGUUCGACUGCAACAACUACUGUCAAGACAGACGUUGACACGCUGACAAAACCACAGUUGCAAGAAGCACUUGUGUAUAUGAUACAAAACGAUGAGCAGUUUAUCAACGCAUUACAUUCAGCAUAUCUUGAAGCUCGAAAGCGAUAAACCACCGCACACGCGGACAACAAAGGUUCAUACGAACGAAGUGAAGAAGGAGGUAAAGAAUAAUAAACUGCGGAAGAAUGAAUCACUGCGCAUGCGUAAUGAUGAAAAGAGCUAUAUGAGGGCGAGGCACGUAAUAUCGCAAAUUCGUUGAAGUUGAAAUAAUUUGGAUUUUUCAGGACUAUUUUCUUUUGAAGAAAAUUUAAAUCAAGAGCGAACGGACAUAUCUUUGCUGAUUGGUUUUCAAUGUUGUGUUCUGUGUACAUCAUAUUACGAUGAACUGAACUGUUCCGACUGUAAGAACUCUUGUCUUUCUGUUCAUGCGUUGUAUGUUUUUGUUCCAGUUAUAUAUUGAUAGCAAGC